CGCGAAAAGAACACGUUUUGCCGGGCUUUUGAUGCAUUCAUUGCACCGGUGCAUGCCUGCGUGCAUGCUUUCUAUCUGUAUUUUCUAUAAGUGAUAUCGUCUGAAAUUCAUAUCGUUAGAUUGUGUCAAAGGAAAAAAUGCCGAAGGUAAACACGAUACUUAAUUAUUUCACGUCUCCGAAGACUGUCAAGACACCGGAGGCGAAAAAUGUGGAGAGGGGAAAAUCACAAACUCCUAAGAGAGAACAAAAGAAGAAAGAGUUUGUCAAAACUAAAGGAAAAGAGAAUAAAAAAAAUGAUGAUAGAAAAAGAUCAUACAAAAAAGAUGAAGAGCAUGAGGAAGAGGAUGAACCUGCAAAGCCCAUAAAAAGGAGACGUCUUAUUAUUCCUGAUGUCGAUUCUGGUGAAGAUUCUGGAGAUGAUUUUAAGCCAGGUUCUGAGCCUUCAGAAUCUGAAUCAGAAUCUGAGGGAGACACAGAACAUGAUUCUUCCUCAGAAACAGAGGAGGAAACACCGGAGAAAAAAAGAAAAAUUUCUAACGUCAGGUCCAAGCCAGGCCCAAAAAAUCGUUCGCAAACCAAUGGAAAGGCAAACACAAAAGAGUCUAAGCAACCUGUGCAAACUCAGAAUCAAUCUACAAGCAACGGACUUCCUGCUACACAUACCUGGCCUCACUUAAAAUUUGAUUUUCUUCAACCAGGAAAAAUAAAAGAUAUUUGCAGGAGAACGUCAAAGGAUCCAGAUUACGAUCCAAGGACUCUCUACGUACCUGUUGACUUUUUGAAUAAUCAAACUCCUGCAAUGAGGCAAUGGUGGGAGUUGAAAAGUAAGCACUUUGACUGCGUGCUUUUCUUCAAAGUCGGCAAGUUCUACGAGUUGUAUCACAUGGACGCAGUUAUUUCGGUUAACGAGCUCAGCCUCACGUACAUGAGAGGCGAAUUUGCGCACUCUGGAUUUCCCGAAAUCGGAUACGGCCGUUAUUCGGCGAGUCUUAUAGAAAGAGGAUACAAAGUAGCGCGAGUCGAGCAAACCGAAAACCCGGAGAUGAUGUCAGUGCGUUGCAGCAAAAUGUCUAAAGUGACAAAGUUUGACAAAGUCGUGAAGCGAGAGAUCUGUCAAGUCAGUACCAGAGGUACGAGAGUGUAUACUCCGCUGGAUGUGGAAGCGUCCACGCCGAACUCUAAUUAUCUGUUGUCCUUGGUCGAAAAAUGCAAUCCUGGUUCGACCAUCAGCACUUUCGGAGUGUGCUUCAUCGACACGACGAUAGGCGAAUUUUAUCUCGGCCAGUUUGACGAUGAUCGCUGCAACUCCAGACUGUUGACUUUGCUGGCUCAUCAUCCACCGGUUCAUGUAUUAUACGAGCGUGGUAAUUUAUCGCAAAAGACUCUGCAGAUUAUAAACAGUACGCUACCAGCUGCGUUAAAAGAGGCGCUACAACGCGAGGUGCAAUUCUGGUCUGCUACAACCACGUUAAAAAAACUUCAUGAAGGAGACUAUUUCAAGAAUGAACAGGAUUCCAGCUUUGCAUGGCCCGAAGGCCUGAAACCGUAUCUCAACGAAGGAGACAGCUUGGGUUUAACACCAGCUGACAACAAGGAACUGGCGAUACAUGCACUGGGCGGAUGCGUGUACGUGCUGAAGGACUUUCUGCUCGAACAGCAAUUAUUAGCUCAGGCUUGCUUCAAUACUUAUAUUCCGCCAGACUUCUCAGCCACGAGCAAUCUCAAUCUCGCGAAUAACAUGGUGAUAGACGCUGUGGCGAUAAAAAAUCUAAGGAUUUUCGGAGAGGGUUCGCUCUGCAGCGUGUUGGAUCGCUGCUGCACUGCGUUUGGCAAAAGAUUGCUGCGCGAAUGGAUCUGCAGACCGUCUUGUCGCAAAGCCGUUAUCAUGCAGCGUCAGGAAGCCGUGCAGGAGCUGUUGGACCGAAUAGACGUGACACAAUCGGCUCGCGCAAUCUUGUCGACACUGCCGGAUCUGGAAAGAUUGUUAAGCAAAAUACACGCUCAGGGAAAUGCAGCCCGAAUGAAGAAUCAUCCUGACGGCAGAGCCAUAAUGUUCGAAGGGCCGACGUACUCGAAGAGAGUAAUCGUAGACUUCACGACGACUCUCGCGAAAUUCGAAGAAGUUCUGAAGUUCAUCGAGCAGUUUGACGAUUUCAAAAGUAAUCUGGUGACUCGCUGCACUCGCUACGAGCCGGACGGUGAAUUCCCUCAUUUGAGGGAAACUUUAGAUUAUUUUAAGACCGCAUUCGAUCAUGAGGAAGCUAAGAAGCAAGGUUGCAUUGUUCCCAAAAAAGGAGUGGACGCCGAAUAUGAUUCGGUAUUGGCCGAACUUGCGGAUAACACGAAGGAUCUGAAUAAGUACCUGGAGAAACAAAAGCAGCAUUUCGGUGUAAAAGUAACAUUUCACGGAACAGAUAGAAAACGUUAUCAGAUCGAGAUUCCCGAUUCGCAAGUUAAGAAAGUCGGUCCCGGAUACGAGCUGCAGUCGGCACGGAAAGGCUUCAAACGCUACUACACCGCCGAAGCAAGGGAGCUUCUAGCGAGGCAGAUGAACGCGGAGGAGCACAGGGAUAAAGUGCUGAAGGAUCUCAACAGGAGAAUAUUCGCGCAGUUCAGCGAAAAGUACGAUAUGUGGCAUACGGCCGUUUACAAGCUGGCCACUAUGGACGUGCUCAUUUCUCUCGCGGAUUACGCGCGAAGCGGCGACAUGUGCGUCCCGGAGAUUCACGACGGAUCGGACGGCAAGAUCUUCAUCGAGAUGAGAGACGGAAAACAUCCUUGUAUCACGUCUGACGACUUUAUACCCAAUGACACCUUGCUAGCGACCGACGACGCCGCUUCUCUCAUGAUCCUGACCGGUCCGAACAUGGGCGGCAAAUCGACUCUCAUGCGCCAAGUGGGCCUGAUCACGAUCAUGGCGCAGAUAGGCAGCUACGUUCCGGCCAGCUCGUGUAGCGUAACUCUGGUGGAUCGUAUAUUCACGCGGCUGGGCGCGAACGACGAUAUUCUCGCCGGUCAGAGCACAUUCUUGGUGGAAUUGAGCGAAACCGCCGCGAUACUGCAACACGCUACGCCCUAUUCGCUGGUUCUUCUCGACGAGUUGGGACGCGGCACGUCAACUUAUGACGGCACCGCAAUCGCGGCUUCGGUCGUCGACGCGCUGACCAAGCUGAAGUGUCGCACUUUGUUCUCGACGCAUUACCACUCGUUAGUCGAGGAUUACAAGACCAAUAAGGAAGUCACGUUGGCUCAUAUGGCCUGCAUGGUGGAAACGGAAGAGGAAGAGGAAGUGUCGCAGGAGACGGUGACGUUCUUGUACAAGCUCAGCGAAGGAGCUUGUCCGAAAUCCUACGGAUUCAAUGCUGCUCGAUUGGCAGGCGUCCCAUCUACAAUCACAAAGAGAGCGCACGUGAUAUCCAGCAAGAUGGAGCAGGAAACUAAUAAUAAGCAAAUCUUUACUGCUCUUUGCAAAGCUAAUGCUGCUGGAAUGAGAGAGCUCAUCGCAGCCAUUUAAUUGCGCCAAGUAAAUUUUUACGUAGAUAUAUAAAUAUAAAUUAAAUGUUCCUUAGAUGAUAAACUCGUAUAAUUCUUUUUGAAGAAAAGCUGUUCGGAGAGCAAAGUGUUCACUUUGCAACUUAGAUCUGUAAUUCGACACAAAAUAUUUUUAAGAGAUUAGUUACCAGUUUGAAAAUAGCGUAUAAAGACGGGCAUUAAUAUCUACAUUUUUAUCAUGCAAGACACACAUUUUUUAUGAAUGUGUUAAUUGCUUUCUAAAUAUUACCGCGUUAUUAAUCUGUGAAAUUAGAUGUAGCAGUCUCAGUGAGAUCCUUCGAUUUAAGUAUAUUUGACGUAUGUUCAUUCUUCAUUCAUUUUCGUAUAGAAUUAAGUUGUUGGUUUCUGCGAAGCCAAUUGAUUUCUGUCACGUUUACUCGCAUCUUAAUCCUCCAUUUACACGUACCUAUAAUAUUUUUUGCGUUAUCCUCUAAGUUAUAUAUUAAUGUACUAUAUUUUGAUAAUAAAAACCAACAUAAAAGUACAUUGUUGUGGACUCCAAACAUAGCGCAUCCUAAAAAACCCAGCGUUCUUCAAUCCUUUGUUUACCUGUUUUGGGGAGAAACUAGGCGACGUAUCUUGCUUACAAAAUUUUAUUAAUCAAUGCCAGAGUACAAAAAGGCUACUUAUGACGAAUACGAUGCAUUGUGUUACAAACAACUUAAUUUUACUCACACCAAACGACCGCGUAAGAAUCUGCGUAGAGAAGGGAGAAAACAACGGAUACAUGGUGCACGGCUCUUUGCUGUGAAAUAAAUACCUUCGAUUACGCGCUGCUAUCUUAUAAGAGAAAGAGAAGCGGGGCGACGGGCCUUGCGGAGUGCACGACGAGCGAAGGACGAGGGACGUCCUCCGUUCGCCGGGCUCGCGGCUCUCCCGUCGCCCGUUAGAAACAAGAUAAGUAUACAAUACCGAUAAAUAGAUAAAUAAUAAUAGCUCCACGUGAAUCGAGUGCGCACGAUAACGAUGUUUCUCACUCAUUUUGACUUCUGAGAGACGGCGGCACGGCGCGAAUCCACCUCUACAAAUCCCGUAUCCUUUCCGUUGCCGAAACGCGUCGCGAUGAUGAUCUCCUCUCGCGGAGUGAUAACGGGCGGAGGGGGGAUUUUCCUGCGAACGUCGUCGGCCGCGUCUUUCGUGCGACGAUAAAAUCAUGCGACUAAGAAGGCACGGAGAUUAAGAAAGCACUUGACUUGGUUUAAUGGGUUAUACAUGAUACACUUUUAUUUCUCGAAAUAACAUAUACCUACUUCUAAUGUACAAUUCCGAGGUCUUUCCAAUCUAGAUCGCAAUUUCAAU
Linepithema humile (Argentine ant) is the source of this 4852-nucleotide messenger RNA. Lineage: Eukaryota; Metazoa; Arthropoda; Insecta; Hymenoptera; Formicidae. The record is from RefSeq and is a predicted model, not a curated record.